GGUGGUGCCGGUUGCGCUCGGCGGCGGCCGCGUCUGCUCCGCCCGCCCGGCCCGGGACUCCCGGGACCCCCCGGGACCCCCCGGGACCCCCCGGGAUCCGCCGGGAACCCUCCGCGAAACGCCGGGAACGCGCCGCGACCCCCGCGACCCCCGCGGCAGGAUGGACCGCAUGGCCGAGGACGCGCUGCGCCUGAACCUGCUCAAGCGCGGCCUGGAGCCGGCCGAGGAGCGCGAGGACGUGCUGGCCAAGCGGCUCAAGAUGGAGGGGCACGAGGCCAUGGAGCGGCUGAAGAUGCUGGCGCUGCUCAAGCGCAAGGACCUGGCGGGGCUGGAGGUGGCCCACGAGCUGCCCGUCAAGCCAGACGCCAUCAAGGGCUACGAGGAGAAGCUCAACGGGAGCCUGCGGCCCCACGGCGACGGGCGCGGCGCGGCCCGGCCCGGCAAGGAGAACAUCAACGACGAGCCCGUGGACAUGAGCGCCAGGAGGAGUGACCAGGAGCGGGGCCGCCUGACGCCGUCCCCCGACAUCAUCGUGCUGUCGGACAACGAGGCCUCCAGCCCGCGCUCCAGCUCCCGCAUGGAGGAGCGCCUCAAGGCGGCCAACCUGGAGAUGUUCAAGGGGAAGAGCCUGGAGGAGAGGCAGCAGCUGAUCAAGCAGCUGCGGGACGAGCUGCGGCUGGAGGAGGCGCGGCUGGUGCUGCUCAAGAAGCUGCGGCAGAGCCAGCUGCAGAAGGAGAACGUGGUGCAGAAGACCCCCGUGGUGCAGAACGCCGCCUCCAUCGUGCAGCCGUCCCCCGCCCACGUGGGGCAGCAGGGCCUGUCCAAAAUCCCCUCCCGGCCCGGGGCCCAGGGCGUGGAGCCACAGAAUUUAAGGACAUUACAGGGUCACAGUGUGAUCCGCUCGGCCGCCAGCUCGGCGCUGCCGCACAUGCUGAUGUCCCAGCGCGUCAUCGCGCCCAGCCCGGCGCAGCUGCAGGGGCAGCGCGGGCCGCAGAAACCCGGCCUGGUGCGCGGCUCCACGCCCGGCGUCAGCCCGGCCCUCGGCUACCAGCCGCAGUCGGGCUCCUCGGUGCCGUGCCAGCGCUCCUCCUCCUCCGCCAUCUACAUGAACCUGGCGUCGCACAUGCAGCCGGGCUCGGUGGCGCGCGUCUCCUCGCCCCUGCCCAGCCCCAGCGCGCUCUCGGACGCCGCCAACUCGCAGGCGGCCGCCAAGCUGGCGCUGCGCAAGCAGCUGGAGAAGACGCUGCUGGAGAUCCCGCCGCCCAAGCCGCCCGCGCCGCUGCUGCACUUCCUGCCCAGCGCCGCCAACAGCGAGUUCAUCUACAUGGUGGGGCUGGAGGAGGUGGUGCAGAGCGUCAUCGACAGCCAAGGGAAGAGCGUGGCGGCGGCAGCGCGCGUGGAGCCCUUCGUGUGCGCGCAGUGCCGCACGGAUUUCACGCCGCACUGGAAGCAGGAGAAGGGCGGCCGCAUCCUGUGCGAGCAGUGCCAGACCUCCAACCAGAAGAAAGCGCUCAAGGCCGAGCACACGAAUCGCCUCAAGAACGCCUUCGUCAAGGCGCUGCAGCAGGAGCAGGAGAUCGAGCAGAGGCUGCAGCAGCAGGCUGCCCUGUCCCCCACGGCCGCGCCCGCCGUGCCCAGCGUGGGCAAACAGGACGGGAUCCUGCGGCACCACACGCUCCGGCAGCCCCCGCAGCCGCAGAGCAGCCUGCAGCGCGGCCUCCCCACCUCUGCCCGCUCCAUGCUCUCCAACUUCGCCCAGGCCCCGCAGCUCUCGGUGGCCGGGGGGCUCCUGGGCAUGCCAGGGGUGAACAUCGCCUACCUGAACGCGGGGCUGGGCGGCCCCAAGCCGAGCCUGGCCGAGCGGCAGCGCGAGUACCUGCUGGACAUGAUCCCGCCGCGCUCCAUCUCGCAGCCCAUCAGCGGCCAGAAAUAGCCCCGAGCCGGGCGGGGCUGCCGACAGCAGCGACAGCAGCGACAGCAGCGACAGAGAGACACAAACAAACAUUUCAGCGGGGCCGGCCCGGCCCAGCUGGGCGGAGCAGCCCCGGCCCCGCUCCUUUUGUAACGCCGCCGCUUCCUCCUCGUCUCGUGGGUUGUUUUUUUUGCCCCUUCUCCUCCUCGGUUGAUCCCCCCCGACCCCCCAGCCCGUCUCUCCCGUGGCUCCGUGGAUGGUUAAAGCUUUUUUCUCCCUUUUUUUUCCAGAGACUUUGGCAAGGGCACCUUCCCCGGGGUCCCUUUUUGGGGGGGCAGCCUGUGCUGGUUGUGGGGGGAUUGGGGAGGGGGGAGAAGGGGGGAUCCCCCUGGGGUGUCACCAGCCCAAAUCCUGGGGUGUCACCGGCCCCAGUCUGGGGGUGUCCCUUGCUCUCAUUUUGAGGUGUCAGUGGCUCCGAUCUUGGGGUGCCCCUGGUCCCAGCCCUGGGAUGUCCCUGCCUCUGAUCUUGGGGUGUCACUGGCUCCAGUCUCGAGGUGUCACCAGCCCCAGUUUUGGGGUGUCACUGGCUCCAAUCUCGGGGUGUCACUGGCUCUGAUAUUGGGGUGUCACUGUCCCCAGUCCUGGGGUGUCCCUGUCCCCAGUCCCAGGGUCACCGCCCAUAUUUUGGGAUGUCCCUGGCCCUGAUCCCAGAGUGUCACCAGCCCCAGUUUUGGGGUGUCACUGUCCCCAAUCUUGGGGUGUCACCAGCCCCAGUUUUGGGGUGUCCCUGUCCCCAAUCCCAGGGUGUCACUGGCUCCAAUCCUGGGGUGUCACUGGCCCUGGUCCUGGGAUGUCACCAGCCCAAAUCCCUGGGUGUCACUCUCCCAAAUUUUGUGGUGUCACCAGCCCCAGUUUUGGGGUGUCCCUGUCCCAAAUCUUGGGGUGUUACUGGCCCCAGUUUUGGGGUGUCCCUGUCCCCAAUCCCAGGGUGUCACCGCCCAUAUUUUGGGGUCUCACUGUCCCAGUCCCAGAGUGUCACCAGCCCCAGUUUUGGGGUGUCCCUGUCCCCAAUCCCAGGGUGUCCCUGUCCCCAAUCCCGGGUGUCACCAGCCCCAGUUUUGGGGUGUCCCUGUCCCCAAUCUUGGGGUGUUACUGGCCCCAGUUUUGGGGUGUCCCUGUCCCCAAUCCCGGGUGUCACCAGCCCCAGUCCUGGGGACAGGCGGUGGCUCUGGAGCUGCCAGCGGAGCCGAGGCACAGCCAGGGCGGGUGAGUGUCCCCAGAGCUGUCCCCAUGUCCCCAGAGCUGUCCCAGUGUCCCCAGAGCUGUCCUGGGCUGUCCCAGUGUCCCCAGAGCUGUCCCAGUGUCCCCAGAGCUGUCCCUCUGUCCCUCUGUCCCUCUGUCCCCAGCCCCGCAUGCUCCGGAGCCGCUCUGGCCCCUCCCUGUCCCCUCUGUCCCCGGGGGUGGCACCGAUGGCACCAGGGACAGGGCAGGGGGUGGGGACCCCUGAGUGACACCCCGGGGAUCCCUGAUGUCCCCUCUGUCCCCGGGGGUGGCACUGGGGGGGCUCGGGGACAACCCAAAGUGAGAAAAUGAGCCGUGAGAAAAGUCUCGAUUUGCACUUCAGCCUCCCCCUCCUCCUUUCCUUUCCUUUCCUUUCCUUUCCUUUCCUUUCCUUUCCUUUCCUUUCCUUUCCUUUUCCUUUUCCUUUUCCUUUUCCUUUUCCUUUUCCUUUUCCUUUUCCUUUUCCUUUUCCUUUUCCUUUUCCUUUUCCUUUUCCUUUUCCUUUUCCUUUUCCUUUUCCUUUUCCUUUUCCUUUUCCUUUUCCUUUUCCUUUUCCUUUUCCUUUUUCCUCCCCAUUUUCUCACAUUUUCAGUGAUUUUUUUUUUUUAAUUCCCUUUUUCCCCUGAUUUUUUUGAGCCUUUCCCCAGUUCCUUCCCCUCUCCUCUCGUGCAAUUCCCAAAUCCCCCCUAAAUUGGGACAGGGCCCCCCCCCCCUCCAACCCCUCCCCAAAUUUAAUGAGCACUUAACCCCCGGGGGGGGGUGGGGGGAGGGGGUUGGACCCCCCAAAAUCCCCCCCAGAGGCAAAAAAAAAAAAAAAAAAAAAAAAAAAAAAGGGGUGGGGGGGUUUAUUCUGAUUUUUUGGUGGGGUUUUGUAUUUGGAAAUGGGGAAUUUUUGGGCUGUUUUCCUUGGCUUUGGCCAUUUCCAGCUGCUCCCCCUCCCCCCCCCUCCUUUUCAAUUCCCAAAAUUCCCAA
Messenger RNA from Oenanthe melanoleuca, 4165 nucleotides. It is a transcript of the gene GATAD2B, whose product is annotated as GATA zinc finger domain containing 2B. The record is from RefSeq and is a predicted model, not a curated record. Gene Ontology annotation, biological process: negative regulation of transcription by RNA polymerase II. Gene Ontology annotation, molecular function: sequence-specific DNA binding. Bases 161 to 1933 code for a protein of 590 amino acids. The transcript has 12 exons. Lineage: Eukaryota; Metazoa; Chordata; Aves; Passeriformes; Muscicapidae. Gene Ontology annotation, cellular component: NuRD complex.